UGCGCCCAGGAGGCUCACGAAAGGAGUUUUGGGUAAAUUACCUGAGGAGUCUGUCGGUUAUCAUCCAGCAUUUAAACGCUGAACAUCUCAAGUAAAAUCGGCGUCGCGUGCGUGGCUAAACUAGACACAUUAAUCCAAUACCUAUGGUUGGUCUGCGUAUUCAUACCACACUGUUUUGCUGCGAUGUGGUUUAACGUUACCCGCUGUCAGACUCCCGUUACAGCCACAAACUGCCGGACACACUGGUGAGUGGGCUUAACGCUGUUAGCAAUCACCCCAGCGCUAGCGUUAGCUAACGGUGGCUGCAAACAAAUGAAACCGAAGCUGGUGGAAGCGCGCGGGCCCAAGUCGACUGCAGUAACCCAAAGUUAAAGCGCGCGGUAGCAGAAACCACGCAUUGAGAUGUAACUACGUCUCCUGGCCGAGAAACCAACACCAGCUCCGCGCUGCUGCGAGACUUUGGCUUUACGUUAGUUGGGCUCGUACCAGAUGAAGGACACAUUCACCGCAGUGAUCCUAUCAGCUGAUUUAGAAAAUUCAGCUGCUAUGCCUGCCGUUGGACUGCUUUUGUAAAACGUGGUCGCCAUGGCUUCUCGUAAGGUAGACGAGCUACCAAGUGACACCGAGGAUUUGGCUUCUGUCCCAGCGCAGACUUCCCGGCGCAGUCAUAACGACAUCAUGGAAGAGCCUCAGCCAGAUGCCAUGAGUGCUGCAGUGAAAUCCCAGAAAUCUGGAAAAUUCAGGAGGACUGCCCUGACAUUUUUUGGAGUUCGGAAAGGUAUCUGUAUUUUACCAAGCUUCUUUGGAGGAAGGAACAAGUGGUCUUCUAAGAAAGGAAUCCACAAAAGCAGAACACAUGAUGGGCUAAGUAAGGUUAGUUAUGAUGACAAUCUGAGAAGCGGGUACACCUCAGCAGGAGAUUUUGAGUACCACUGCCAGAGGGACUCUGCUGGAGAGCUCCACAGCAGCUGUCACAAUGAAUGUAGUCACCACACCGCUGACCAGAAAUCCCUGACUCUUACCCGGCAGAAAAGGGGUUUUAGGAGUCUUUUUCAAAGUUUUAAGUAUCACAGAAACCAUAAAAAUGUUGGGUUGGAUAAAACUGAAAUGAUUGCAAUGUCCUCCCCUUGCUGCAAGGAAGAGGUGCCCGUUGUCCAGGACAACACCAGCCAGUAUGUCACAGAGUGCCUGGGAUCUGAACCUGAUGUGCCUGAUUUUGCAGAUGUUAUAUGUGAGAUUUCCAUUAGGCCUGAAUGUAUUGAUGCUGAUGAGGUGCCAUCCGAGAAGAGCGUGGCGCAAGACAGCCCAAAGUCUGAGCUCAAUGAUGAGACUUGUGACGAAGAAAUAGAGGAAAUUAAAUUGAUGACCGCAGUUUCCAGUGAAUUGAAGGAGAGUUCUAGAGGACGGAGCGAUCCUUGCCUGAAACUCGAGACGAUGCCUGAGCCCAGAUUGAAGUCCGAAACCCCUGCUUGCUCAUCGGAUCAGCUAAACCUGAUUUAUGGAGACGUAGCAUCAUUAAAGAGCUUUGAUUCCCUCACUGGCUGCGGGGACAUCAUUGCAGAUCAAGAAGACGAAAGUAUCACAGAGAGCACGGUGUCAGGAGAAAGGAGCAGAAAUGGAGGAAAGAGGGCUUCUUGUUACCUUACUUAUCAGGGUGGCGGUGAAGAAAUGGCCUCACCCGAAGAUUUGGAUGAGGAGUGUCUACAUGAUUUCUGGGGAAAUAAUGCAUCAGAGGAAAUUUGCUGUACUUGCAGCCAAGAUCAUACUGAUUUGACCGCUGACCUGACAAGUUCUCACAAUGUGGACUUACUGAACAGUAACAGUGCACAGCAAGCCAGUGGCAUGGAUGUUUCUUCAAUUGCUGAUGCGUUAACUCCUCAAAGUGAGCAUCAAGAAUCAGUUCCAAAUAGUGACGAGGGCUACUAUGAUUCAACUACCCCGGGGCCAGAGGACAGACAAGAAAAAGCGGACCGACUAAGGGCAGAGAGAUUACCCAGGGACAGUUACAGCGGCGAUGCCCUCUAUGAGCUUUUUGCACCUGAUGAAAGUCUCAUCAGUCCACAUUAUGAAAACAAAUCCAAACUGCCCAGUUCAAAACAGUGCGAGUAUUUCAGUGAGCCAGUUGAUGUGACAGAUUCCGCCUUUGUUCCAGACAUGAAUCGGUUAAAACUAAGUGCUAAACUGUACAAAGUUCGCGAUUGCCGAGAGACGCCGAACACAUGCAGUAAGUCUUCGGAGUUGGCACAAAACGUGGUUGGUUGCCAGGAAAUCGGUACGAAUAAAAACCAUAAUUUGAAUUCAAAAGCCGAAGCAUCAGUCAACAAGAAUAUUAUAGAACCAGAUGUAUUUGAUAAAAAGGGAAUUGCGCCUGCUGUAACUGAAAAAAGAACAAAAUCCCUGAAUGCCGAGUGUGAGAAAAGGAACAGCAGUGUGUCGUUCGGAAGCACAUCUGACCCAGAUUUUGAAACAUUUUGUGAACCCAAAGAGCAACACCUCGAGGAAAACAAGCCCGUAGCUUUACCAUAUAAGAAUAUCAAUUCUCCGUCUCCAGAUGAUAACAAGGACUUGGAUGAUGGGCAAACUGUGUGUUUCUCUCAAGCCCUCGUAGACUACACAAAACACGCUCAGAUGCUGAGUAACCUGCACAACAAUGUGGAUGAUUUGGAGACACAAACUGCCUUCACUCCAAAUAUGCAGGCCUUACCUACCAUAGUCACAUUUGAUGUGGUGGAUAUGCAUAAUGAGGGUGAAUACGAUGAGCAGAUUCAUAUGGAACUGGAGGAGGACAUCUCAUCGCCCUAUCAAGAAUUUGAAGAAAGCUACCUACAAAAAGAUGCAUUUGCUGAAUGUGACUAUCAAAUGUUAGACCUGUAUGAACAGAACCUGAUCAGUAAUACAUGGGCAAUUGCUAGUCUCCCGCGGCACCUAGGCCUUACAAGAGUCAGUCAGUCCAUGCCUUAUCCGUUGUCUUUAGACAGGAGAAGUAGGUCUCUGGACACAAAAAGCCUUGAGUUGAAGAUGCCUGACGCGUACAGAGAGAACACAGCUGCUAUCGUUUCUUGUUCUCAAACUGAAAAAGACUCUGAAAGAGAUUCCUCACCAUAUUACAAAAAGAAUGUACUCGUGUCAGAGGUUAGAGACAGUAGCAGCAUUAUGACCUUAUCGUGGCAAACCAGGUCAGAAAUGGCUUUAAGCCUUCCACUGACAGAUGGGCAAUUCACUGAGAAAGUACAGAGUCUCAGUCAAAUUCAAGGAAAACGCAAAAUAUUUUCUAGUUCAUCCAGCAGCGAUUGUCCUAACAGCACAUCCCAACUUUGCUCCGAGGUGUCCGACAGAGCGUCCUGUGAUUUAAUUCCACAGAACACCGAGCUGUACAACAGGCAGCAUUGCCUUCCUCCGCAGUCUGAUUCCUGUUUACCUCAUAGCACCUUUGUUUAUUCUGGAAUUAUGGAUGAUGAAUCAGACAAUGUUGAUGAGGAUGUUUUUUGUAAAGCUGCCACUAAUUUGCAAUCCUAUAAUCAGUGUGGUAAAAGCAGACCAGUGGCAGGUAGAGACGGAAUAUCUCAUACUGGGAGUCCUCUGAAUGCAGGUGUGUCUAAAGAGAAAAUGGCAAUCCUCCGUGAAUCAAGAACACCAAGGGAUGUGGCCUGCAGCACACUCCCCGAUGCAACCUUUAAUUGAAAUGCUCUUGGCAUUGAGAUCACAUGUAUAUGUGCUAAAGAGUGCUUUUAUGUUACAUCCAAAGGAGUAAUUGUUGCUUAAUUUUUUUUACUUGCACAACAUAUUAAUUUGAAAACAUGUUGUUCACUGUGAGAGGCAGGACGUGAACUGAAAUUUUAUAUUCUGAAAUGUGGAGUCUUUGCCAUCAUGCUGCGUCAAGUACAUGGCUGGCUCAUUGGGAAGUAAAAAGGGAUUUUCCUGUAUUUGCACAGUAACAGCUGUUUGUUUCACACAGGCCACACACGUCAGUCUAUUCAACAUGUUUAAGCAAGUAAUAGUUGAAUUCACAUUGCAAAUGCUGACCGAUUCAUCUCAUUAAGCUAUUGAAUUUCACUAGAAGGAUUAAAUCCAUAUGUAGCCUCAGUGUCCAGGUCUCAGUAGUAAUGCCACACUGUUUAAUGGGUGUAUACUGUAUUAGCCUGGUCUCCAUAGCACAGCCACACAGGGCUAGCCAAGUCUUGCUUACCUUGCCAAUUGCCCCAAUACAUUUGUAGGCUUAUGCGUUAACUGCCAGCCUAUGUUUGUGUUUAGUUACUUUUCACAACCUCUCUUUACCCCAGUAAGCUUUAUGUUGGCCUGUCACGAUGCUCAAUUUGACUGUUUUUAGCUGUUUAGGGUUUACCUCAUUUCAGGACAGACUGGGUUUAGGAAACAAACAACAGACUAUCUUAAUUCACAGAGAGGAAUAGCUCAGUCCUCAGUAUAAAACAUGUCUCUUGUUAUGCUGUUAUUGUAUUUUGCUUAAUCUUAAAACAUCACCUAUUUCUUCCCCUCAACCCAAAACAGGAUAAGCAUGCAUAAGAAAUGUCAGAUGGAGUGAUAGUUUUUGCAACUUAACUUCAGCUGUCACUUCAUUUACAUACUGUAGAUAGCUAUGCAAGGCCUAUCUACUUGUUCUUAACUAUAGCACAUUUACGUGCAGUUACCCCUUGUGUGAAAUUGCUUUAGAUAAGACGUUGAAAAAAACGCCAGAGUAAAAUAUCUAUAAAAUUGUGGAGAAAAACAAAUCGAGGGGGAAAAAAACUAGGUAGUACCUAACUGGUCUCAGAUUUACUGUUUGCUUUUGGCCUGAGAAGAUUUGGCCUUACUGUGGCUGUUUUUUGUUGUUGUUCCCAUUUUCUAACCGCUUGACCAUCUUACUGAAAUGAUGUACUCCAUUACUGCAUUCAAGUAAGCUUGUGGAAUGAAAACAUAGUUUGAUUUUUGUUUGGAUUUUAAAAUGUCAAAAGAUAAACUUUUUGAUAUCAUUUUCUUGUGCAUUUUGUGUUUGAUAUGUAGUUUUUUUUAUAGUGUAAUAUUGAACAAAUGUUAAAUUUGUAUUUAUAUUCUCAACUAUUUGUACACUGUAACAUUGUAUUCCAAAUGGGUAUUACAAAUUGUCACUAUUCUUUUUGUUUUAUUUUGGAUUUAGUUUGUUGUGAAAUUACACUCAUGUUACAUUAGAGGAUUUCUCUUGAAAAUCUGUUACUGUUUUUUUGUCAGAGUAGAACACUGCCUUACACUAAAAUAAACACAACAAGACAU
Messenger RNA from Etheostoma spectabile (orangethroat darter), 5244 nucleotides. RefSeq names its product APC membrane recruitment protein 1 (gene amer1). Gene Ontology annotation, biological process: regulation of canonical Wnt signaling pathway. The record is from RefSeq and is a predicted model, not a curated record. Bases 586 to 3681 code for a protein of 1031 amino acids. NCBI's taxonomy places the organism in Eukaryota, Metazoa, Chordata, Actinopteri, Perciformes, Percidae. The transcript has 2 exons. Gene Ontology annotation, molecular function: phosphatidylinositol-4,5-bisphosphate binding; beta-catenin binding. Gene Ontology annotation, cellular component: plasma membrane.